UCACAACGCAAAAGCUUUUCAAUUUUGUUGAAAAUGCAUUUCAAGUUCGAACAUCUCCUUUUUCUGAUUGUUUACAGUUUCGUCGUUGGUAAAAUUCAUGCAGAUUCGGUAGCAACUUGUGAAAAAGGGUGGGUCUCCUACCAAAGAAGAUGUUAUUAUUUUUCAACAUCCACAGCUACAUUUAAACAAGCAAUGUCUGCACGUUAUCUGAUGGGCGCAGAAAUGAUGGAGCUUCAAAAUGCAAUGGAAGAAAAAAUGAUAAAAAGUAUAUUAUUGAGGGAGUUAGCAAGAUUCCAGUUCCUUUCGAACAGGUCCAUUUCACUCGGCUAUAUCUCGGGAAAUAGUCCUGGCCUUGGAGAACUGGAAUCUUGCCUCUCGGAUCAGAUUUGGCUUGGUGCAAGUGAUUCUCAACAAGAAGGAAAGUUUAUAUCUGUUUCGAAGGCUGAGGAACUUCAUUACAGUCAUUGGAUCAAGGGACAACCAGAUAAUACUGGAACUGAGGGAGAAAACUGUGCUACAUACGCGGUUUCUCAUAAAGGAAUGAAUGAUGCUCAAUGUUUUGACAAGUAUAAUUAUGUAUGCACAAAAUGAAAAUAAAAAAUCAUUAUUUGUGAA
This is a messenger RNA of Saccostrea cuccullata (small rock oyster), 615 nucleotides long. Its product is annotated as perlucin-like protein. Gene Ontology annotation, molecular function: signaling receptor activity. The record is from RefSeq and is a predicted model, not a curated record. Bases 34 to 591 code for a protein of 185 amino acids. Lineage: Eukaryota; Metazoa; Mollusca; Bivalvia; Ostreida; Ostreidae. The transcript is spliced from 5 exons.